CCUGCAGCUCAAAGCCGCCGCUAGCCACAGCACCAUGUACCCCGGGAACAAGCGGAAAAAGCUCUGGCGGGAGGAGAAAGAACGUUUACUGAAGAUGACAUUGGAAGAGAGACGUAAGGAAUAUUUACGGGAUUAUGUACCCUUGAAAGAUAUUCCAACAUGGAAGGAAGAAAUGAAAAACAAAGCCCAAAGUGAUGAAGAGAACACCAAUGAAGCUUUCUUGAUGCAGAAAAGUCUUAGUGAAAAAGUCUCCCUAUACAGAGGUGAUAUCACAGUGCUUGAGAUUGAUGCCAUAGUUAAUGCUGGUAAGUUUUAUAAUACCUUUCAUGUCAUAUUUAGCUUCUUAGUUGUUGAGUGUUCUAAGAAACCUCUGGAAAACUCCAGAAUAAUGUGCAUGGGGGGAAAAAGUGCCCUUAGUUGA
Messenger RNA from Protobothrops mucrosquamatus (brown spotted pit viper), 421 nucleotides. It is a transcript of the gene MACROD2, whose product is annotated as mono-ADP ribosylhydrolase 2. The record is from RefSeq and is a predicted model, not a curated record. NCBI's taxonomy places the organism in Eukaryota, Metazoa, Chordata, Lepidosauria, Squamata, Viperidae. Bases 35 to 421 code for a protein of 128 amino acids. The transcript has 3 exons.